AUAGUAUUAUUCAGAAAUAAUGUAGAAAAUAUUAUAAUGCCAUUUGUAUUUGCGACAAUAUGUAUAUUAUACAUGUUUGUAGCCAAUCUUAUGGGACAAAAUAUAAUUGAUCACAAUCAUCAUGUACUCAAUACUGCGUAUAACGUUCAGUGGUAUAAAUCUUCUUUGCACAUGCAAAAAAUGAUAUUAUUCUUGUUGCAAAGAGGAACCAAGGAAUUUACUUUAAAUGUUGCUGGACUAUUUGAUGCAUCUAUGGAGUGUUUCGCUACGCUGGUGAAAGCUUCGGUGUCAUACUUUACUGUUAUAUAUUCAAUGCGAUGAUAAAACAAAUAUCAAUUUAUUACAUCGUGGAAUACUUAAAGAAAUGACGAGAUAUCCAUGUUUAUAUAAAAAAAUUUAUUUUUGUGCAAGUAUAGCAUAUAGUUAUUGUUAUAAAAGAUAUUAUAAAAAAACUAUACAAAAUUAAAGUUAUCCAAAUCAAAAUGAUAAUACUUCAUGUUUCUAAUAAAUUGAAAAAAAGUUAUUGUAUUUUCUGUACUUUAAAUACAAAAUGCAUAAGCGAUUUUUUCAACUAUUUGUUAUUAACUGAUUAAACAUUAAACUUGUAUAAUAUAAUAUGUAUUAAUGUUCAUCCAAAUAAUUAAAUUUAAUAUUAGUUUCUUCAAGUAUUAUUUAUAAAUAAAUACGUGAUAAAAACAAAAACACAUAUUGUCAGCGCAAUGAAAAUUUUUUGGCAAGUAUCAGCAAACGAUUGGGGUAUAUAUAUUAUAAUAUUUACUAAAUAUUUAGAAAAAGUAAAAUUAUUUUUUGUCAUAUUAACCAAAUAUUUAAUUGGGAUUAUUGCAUUAAACGUUUGAUAGUUUUUAUAAAACGUUUCUUUUUUAAUAUAAUGAUAUUUAUACCAAUUAAAUACCUAAAAUACUUUUAAUAUUUAUACAUGUUGAAAUCAUUUAUCGCUCUAAUUAGUAAUUUGAAAUUUACGGUGUUGCCUAUAUUUAUUUAACUCGAUCAUUUUCCAUUUAUGAUUGUUACCAAGUAGAGCUGACAUCAAAAGGAUUAUAGGUGAAAAGUGUCGGUCUGGCAGAAGAGAUAUACAAGUGCACUUGUCGAAUGUCUGUAUGAGACUGAAGGAUCUAAAAUAGGAAAUGCGCUUGCGUGACAUUCGAUCUCUUACCAUAGGCUUUUUUUUUUUAAUGUAAAGUAUCAUGAAAUUUCAGAUAUAUUUCAUGUAGAUACAAGUUGAAGAAAUGUUUCUAAAUUAUAGGCAAGUAUCUAAACACACAAUGGCAUAAAGACCCAUUACUCAAAUUAUAAUAUUUACAGUAAAAUUUACACUAGAAGAGAGAACGUUUACUCGAUCGAUGAAGAAAAAGGGGAUGAAUGUACUCCUAUCGGAUGCGUCACAAUUAUUCGCGUCGGAAGCCUCAUAAAGAUAUGAUCCAAAUAAAAGAUCGUUGUCAGUAUUUUAAUGUAAGAGAAUGCUAAAUAAUACGUUGUAUCUAUUUUAUUUUAAGCUACUAAAUGGCAAAUUGUCACUGUGCAGUUAUCUUACUUUAUUACAAUAAUGUUUGUAUUAAAUAUAUUGUAACAAGUAUUAAUCAAAUUUCUGAGUAAAAAUUAAAUAAAACUGUCUGUUAGCAGCUGACAUCAUUUCUAACGUCAAGAUGUACUUCGGAAUUUCUCAUGAAGGUUUUAUCUUCCGCAACUUUCUUCGGUGUAUUCAUGAUAAAAUAUAACUCGUUUUGUUUUAAUAUCGAAGGUAUGAAGGAUUUAUUGAUUCAACUUCAACACGUACACAAUAAUAUAAAAGAUAAAAAUGAAAUUGCUAUUAUAAAAAAGUAUCACUGUAUUGCGAAACGUUAUGUAACUGGACUGAUAGCAUUAGGAUUUUUCGCAACAUUUGCGAUUAUUAUAGUACAAUUUUGGAUGAAUAUGGUUAGUGUUGAUUUAUCGACAAAUGCAUCUCGACGAUACCAUUUCAUAUUUAUAACAGAGUAUUUCAUUGAUCAAGAAAAAUAUAUUGGUUUGAUUUAUUUACACGUUAACGCAGCUUUUUGCAUUGGUUCGAUUGUUGCGGUAGCAAUUGGUGCAAUACUUAUUGCAUAUACUCAGCAUAUCUGUGGAAUGUUUAGAAUUGCUAGUUAUCGUAUCGAAUAUGUAAUAAAUAUCAACAUUCUACAGAAUGUCACUCAAAAACAUAAAAUCUGGAUGGCUGAGAACAUCGGUUACGCCGUAGACAUUCAUCGGCAAGCUAUGAAAUUGAUGAAACAAUUAAUGUCAAUAUUGGAGAUAAUGAUGUUUUGUUUAAUAGUAUGUGGCGUAGCUUCUUUGAGCCUCAACUUGUUUCAAUUAGUAUUAUUCAGAAAUGAUAUUGGGAGUAUUGUAAUGCCAUUUGUAUUUGCGACAGUAUGUAUGUUAUAUAUGUUUUUAGCCAAUCUUAUGGGACAGAAUAUAAUUGAUCACAAUCAUUAUGUACUCAAUACUGCGUACAACGUUCAGUGGUAUAAAUCUUCUUUGCACAUGCAAAAAAUGAUAUUAUUCUUGUUGCAAAGAGGAACCAAGGAAUUUACUUUAAAUGUUGCUGGACUAUUUGAUGCAUCUAUGGAGUGUUUCGCUACGAUACUAUGUAUAAUUGCAGCUGGUGAAAGCUUCGGUGUCAUACUUUACUGUUAUAUAUUCAAUGCGAUGAUAAAACAAAUAUCAAUUUAUUACAUCGUGGAAUACUUAAAGAAAUGACGAGAUAUCCAUGUUUAUAUAAAAAAAUUUAUUUUUGCGCAAGUAUAGCAUAUAGUUAGUGUUAUAAAAGAUAUUAUAAAAAAAUGUACAAAACUAAUGUACAAAUCCAAAUCAAAAUGUUAAUACUUCAUGUUUCUAAUAAAUUAAAAAUAGUCAUUGUA
Messenger RNA from Solenopsis invicta (red fire ant), 2897 nucleotides. RefSeq lists its product as uncharacterized. Gene Ontology annotation, molecular function: olfactory receptor activity; odorant binding. The transcript is spliced from 11 exons. The record is from RefSeq and is a predicted model, not a curated record. NCBI's taxonomy places the organism in Eukaryota, Metazoa, Arthropoda, Insecta, Hymenoptera, Formicidae. Gene Ontology annotation, biological process: detection of chemical stimulus involved in sensory perception of smell; sensory perception of smell. Gene Ontology annotation, cellular component: plasma membrane. Bases 1684 to 2736 code for a protein of 350 amino acids.